AAGCCAAAGAGCGAAAGGUUUUCUUACUUGUAUUAUUGGCACAGAAAUAUGUUUUCAAAGAUUCAAGUUUUAUUCCUCCAAAUUUUAGGGCUUUGGUUGUUGGGUCGUUUCCUUCAUUGUCAUGGCUUGGCUCGCUACACUUUUGUGGUAAAAGAAGCUCCAUACACAAGGCUGUGUACCAACAGCACCAUCUUGACUGUAAAUGGACAGUUCCCUGGUCCAACUCUACAUGUCAACACAGGAGAUACUAUCAUCGUUGAUGUCUAUAACCAGGCCAACUACAACAUCACCAUCCACUGGCAUGGAGUGAAAAUGCCUAGGUAUCCAUGGACAGAUGGUCCUGAAUAUAUCGCACAAUGUCCAAUUCAACCAGGCAGCAACUUCAGCCAAAAGAUCAUAUUUUCCGACGAAGAAGGAACUCUUUGGUGGCAUUCUCAUAGCGAUUGGUCUCGUGCUACUCUUUAUGGUGCCAUCGUAAUUUCACCCAAGAAUGGAACUAAUUAUCCCUUCCCGACACCUGACGAAGAUGUUCCCAUCAUUUUAGGAGAAUGGUGGAAGAGUGACAUAAUGGAGGUUUAUGAAGAAUUUCUACAAUCAGGAGGAGACCCUAAUACUUCUGAUUCUUAUACCAUUAAUGGUCAACCUGGUGCUCUUCAACCCUGCUCAGCUUCAGAUGCAUUUAAGCUAAUGGUGGACUAUGGCAAGACCUACCUUCUACGCCUAAUCAAUGCCGCCCUUCAAGAAAUUCUUUUCUUCGCUAUCCGAGACCAUGAGCUCACCGUCGUUGGCAUCGAUGGUGCCUACACAAAGCCAUACAAAGUCGAUGUGAUCGCGAUUUCACCUGGACAAACCAUUAAUGUUUUAUUAGAAGCCAACCAAGCUUUAGACCACUAUUACAUGGCUGCAAAAGUUUUCUCAAGUGUUGAUAGUGAAGAUUUGGAUUCCGUAAACACUACUGCAAUCAUUCAAUACAAUGGAAACUACACACCAUCUUCAAACACUUCCUUACCUUAUCUUCCUAGCUAUAACGACACCAACGCACUGGUCAAUUUCACGAAAAACCUUACGAGUUUAGCCGAUAAUAAUCACCCGAUUUCGGUCCCAUUAAACAUAACUAAACGAAUGCUUUUCACGCUCUCUAUGAACAGAGUUCCUUGCGAAAAUGACUCAUGCUCGGGGCCUCAAGGAGGGAGACUUGCUGCUAGUGUUAACAACAUUAGCUUUGUUUUCCCUGAGACGAACAUAUUAGAAGCUUAUUACAACAACAUUAGUGGUGUAUAUGGUGAUAACUUUCCUAGUUAUCCACCUACGAUAUUCAAUUAUACGGGGGACGACAUUCCGGAGGCAUAUAAAAUACCAUGGAAUACAACUGAAGUGAAAGUUUUGGAGUAUAAUUCAGAAGUGGAGCUAGUUUUUCAAGGGACAAACUUGGUCGGUGGUGGUGAUCACCCAAUGCACUUACAUGGUUAUAGCUUUUACGUGGUUGGAUCGGGAUUUGGGAAUUUUGACAACGAAACAGACCCUUUAGGGUUUAAUCUGGUUGAUCCUCCACUGCAAAACACAAUCGCAGUCCCUAAGAAUACCUGGGCUGCCAUAAGAUUCAAGGCAAAUAAUCCUGGAGUGUGGCUCAUGCACUGCCAUCUAGAGCGUCACAUGUCAUGGGGCAUGGAUAUGGCAUUCAUUGUGAAAGAUGGCGAAGGCUCUGAUCAAAAAAUGCUUCCACCACCAUCUGAUAUGCCACCAUGUUAAACUGACUUUAGGGUUCCGUCAAGGGAAAUUGUGGUGUGGUGUUUUUUAAUUCUGGAAUUGUUUUAAGGAUGGAUUGAGUGAUUUCAUUGUCUGGGUUCAAAGGGUUGGAAGUUAAGAGUCAGUUGUAUUGUUCGCAGUUGUACGCUUAGCCCCUGCAAUAAAGUCAAGUGCCUUAAAUUUUA
Messenger RNA from Tripterygium wilfordii, 1931 nucleotides. RefSeq names its product laccase-14-like. Bases 49 to 1749 code for a protein of 566 amino acids. The transcript has 6 exons. The record is from RefSeq and is a predicted model, not a curated record. Gene Ontology annotation, molecular function: hydroquinone:oxygen oxidoreductase activity; copper ion binding. Gene Ontology annotation, biological process: lignin catabolic process. Gene Ontology annotation, cellular component: apoplast. NCBI's taxonomy places the organism in Eukaryota, Viridiplantae, Streptophyta, Magnoliopsida, Celastrales, Celastraceae.